AUGAGCUCCAAUAAAAUAGCCCCAAUUCCACAACCCCAGCCCCACGCCCCCCGGCAUCAGCAAAAACCCCAAGAUCAGCCCCAGCCCCACGCCCAGCCCGCGCCCCAGCUCGAGCACCAAUAUCAACCCAAGAUCAGCCCCAGCCCAACGCCCAGCCCACGCCCCAGCUCCAGUCCUAGUCCGAUCCCCAAGACCAGCGCAAGCUCCACCCCCAACCCUCAGAAUCAGCCCCAAGACCAGCCCAAGCCACAGCCACGCAUAUGUGGAGGAAAUUUUGCAGCAAUUGGCUCCAAGUGCUACUAUAUUGAAAAGGAUAAACCCCAAGAGUGGAUUGGAGCUAUAUAUGAAUGCAGCCGAUUGGGCGGUCGCCUGGCAAAAAUUAAAAAUCGGCAGGAGCUCGAUGACAUUAGCAAAGAGCUAAAGCCCAAAUCGGAAUACUUUGUUGAUAUUAAUUGUCGGAAAAAUUUUAGCCACAUAAAGAAAGAAAACACAGAAAAACCAAAGCCCGGCAGUUGGGGUGCGACGUAUGUUGUCCGCGUCAUCAACUCUUUUGGUCAAUGUGGUUCGAGAAUAGGUUACUCCAAUAAGUUAUUUGUUUGCGAGAAGCACGAACUCACCCAGGAGCAGAAGCAGGAUAUAAAAGAACAAUUUCAAAAAAUUGGCGAAAAGUACUACUACAUUGAUAGCACAGGCCCUGUACUUUGGUCUUCCGCCUUCCGUACCUGCCAAAGAAAGGGUGGCCAUUUGGCAUCUCCGAGUAACGAACUGGAAUUGACCAACCUUUCAAAAGAACUUCAGCCCGGCUUACAAUAUUUGAUCGACCUUAAUGAUUACCUGGUAAAAGGUCAGUUUAUGGCUGUAACUUCUGGCUCAAAAACUUACACUUCCUGGGCAGCUGGUGAACCAAAUAUGGAAUUUGGAUUCGGAAAUGUUGUCAUCGAAAAAACGGAAUUGGGUGCUCAUAUGCGACAUGUUAAAGCGAAAUACGAAUAUCCUUUUAUUUGUGAAGUUACCACUUAA
Molecule: messenger RNA, 1020 nt
Organism: Drosophila ananassae
Lineage: Eukaryota; Metazoa; Arthropoda; Insecta; Diptera; Drosophilidae
Product: nuclear polyadenylated RNA-binding protein NAB2-like
Exons: 2
Coding region: 1-1020 (339 amino acids)
Source: RefSeq, a predicted model, not a curated record